GUGACGUCACCUCCGGGACUAUAAAAGCCAGGCGAGCAGUUCGCUUCUUCCUUUCUGCGGGAGCGUGGCGCGGUGGCAUGGGGCCGCAAAAGGACAGAAAAUCAAAAAAGUCCAUCUGGAAGUUUUACCUUGACUUGACCCAUCCUGUGGAAGAUGGAAUCUUCGAUUCUGGGAAUUUUGAACAGUUCCUAAAGGAGAAGGUUAAGGUCAAUGGAAAAACUGGAAACUUGGGCAACACUGUUCAUAUUGAACGCCUGAAGAACAAGAUCACGGUGACAUCCGAGAAGCAGUUUUCUAAAAGGUACCUAAAAUACCUCACCAAGAAGUACCUCAAGAAGAACAACCUGCGUGACUGGCUUCGUGUUGUUGCAUCUGACAAGGAGACGUAUGAACUACGCUACUUCCAAAUCAGCCAAGAUGAAGAAGGAUCAGAGUCUGAGGAAUAAUUGAAGCUUAGCUUUGUACUACAUGCAGUGUACAAAAGACAAGAACAUCUAUUUAUAAGAAUACUUAACUUAUUGGUGAAUAAAGACUUUGUACCCUGUUUCACAGAGCAUGGUUAUAGUUUUCUAGCCUUUUUUCUAAGUUCUAAUUAAAAACCAGCAUGGAGAAU
This is a messenger RNA of Neopsephotus bourkii (Bourke's parrot), 613 nucleotides long. It is a transcript of the gene RPL22L1, whose product is annotated as ribosomal protein L22 like 1. Gene Ontology annotation, cellular component: ribosome. The transcript has 4 exons. Gene Ontology annotation, biological process: cytoplasmic translation. Lineage: Eukaryota; Metazoa; Chordata; Aves; Psittaciformes; Psittacidae. The record is from RefSeq and is a predicted model, not a curated record. Bases 78 to 446 code for a protein of 122 amino acids. Gene Ontology annotation, molecular function: structural constituent of ribosome; RNA binding.